GUUCUGUUCGAUUUCCUACAACACAAAGGGACAAGGUCUGACAUGGUGCAAGAAAGACAAAUAUUUGCAGUGACCAUUUCUCUUGCCAAUCUUUGGGAUAGGAUAGGAAGAGCAAGGGUAUGUGAAGUCCAGAAUAGGAGAGUCAUAAGACCUACAAAGGAAAGACCAACUGUCACUCUUGAACAGCUCCUGGGCAGCAGAACGGAGAGGCCGGGGAGGUCAGGGAGGACCAUGCGUUCGCUCUCCGCCCCAGAUUGUGUCUCUGAGAAGGAACAACGAGUGCACAGCAUCAUCCGGUUCUUGCCGCAAGUGGGAAGCUACUAUAACCUUGGGACAGCUUUCUAUUACGCUGCCCUGAACUGCACCGCCCAGGCCUGGGAGCGAGGACAGGAAGCGGGACUGGACCUGGGCUACGAUUUCCUUGUGGGACUGAUGGGAGUAGUGGGGGGCCCUGUAGGGAUAGUGGCCGGUGUCGCACUUAGACCAGUGGUCAAAUCUGAGGCUCGGAAGCUGAUCGAGUAUUACUCCAGCAGCAAGGCGUUGGGAAGCACAGCUCCAAGCUGGCAGGACUGGGGAGUCAGCCCGGAAACGGGCAGCAGCGCGAAGGAAGACUACGGCGUGAGCAGCGGCACACCUGUGGCUGACCCAGUGACGGAAGCCGCCUCCCUGUGGGACUGGGGGCCAUUCAAGAUCUGGGGGUAGAGGAGAAGCCGCAAGCGCCGCCGCUGAGCUGGGGAGGGGGCGCGACGGUUUGUCGGGGAGGGGCAGAGCUUCGGGCUCCCACGGCGUGCCCGCCGAGGCCCGCAGCAUGAAGCGCAAGUGCCUAAUAAAUGCAGCCCGGUCGCCCCGUGCCUGUGCUUGAUAAAUGGGGAAGGACGGGGCUUGUACCCCUCUCCGUCCUCCCUGCAGAGCUGAAGCUGCGCUAGCUCGCGCCCCACUGAGGGGUUCUGUCGUUGCUUGGCGUGACCUCUUUGGGGGUUCCUGGGCACAAACGUGCAGGCGGCGCCCGGGCCGCCUCUGCCCGAGGCCGGACUGGAACUCGGGAAGAUGCGUCAGGGAGACCUUGGAUACCGCGCCACUCGGCGGGCAGCUCUCAAGCCUUCCCUCGCUUGACUGACAGCCCCUGGUCCACCCUAGUUUCAGAAAAACUCCUUUUCCCCAAGAGCUCCGCCUCAAUUCCCGGAAAGUUUUCUCCACCCUUGCGUAAUCUUCCACUUUUCAUUGGGCUAUUCUUCCAGGAGAACCCCCUCCCGCCGCAGAAAAGCGGGGCGGAGUUGUCUCGCCCUCCGUCCAAUUGCUGCAGGCGGGAGGCGGGGCUUUCUCC
This is a messenger RNA of Sarcophilus harrisii (Tasmanian devil), 1324 nucleotides long. RefSeq names its product apolipoprotein F (gene APOF). The record is from RefSeq and is a predicted model, not a curated record. The transcript is spliced from 2 exons. Gene Ontology annotation, biological process: cholesterol metabolic process. Lineage: Eukaryota; Metazoa; Chordata; Mammalia; Dasyuromorphia; Dasyuridae. The coding region runs from base 43 to 702 and encodes 219 amino acids.